Molecule: messenger RNA, 2717 nt
Organism: Priapulus caudatus
Lineage: Eukaryota; Metazoa; Priapulida; Priapulimorpha; Priapulimorphida; Priapulidae
Product: protein-glutamate O-methyltransferase-like
Exons: 5
Coding region: 33-1370 (445 amino acids)
Biological process (GO): DNA damage response
Cellular component (GO): cytoplasm; nucleus
Molecular function (GO): phosphatase activity
Source: RefSeq, a predicted model, not a curated record
AAUGCAGUUGCCAAAAAAGAACAGCGUUAAAAAUGGCGGUGGCCGUCGAAGUUUUACCAGAAGCCUUGUCCGGCCGUUUCCGUGGGUCAUUUGCCUACAAAACAAUCAAAGAUCGUCUUCCAAAGAUUUUAACGAAAGCUGUCGAUACAAUCUACAGGCAAAGAACAGUGUUAGCAACCAAGCAUGGUGAGUGUGGAUUAGACGAUUUCAAGCUGACAGUUGGGCGGCUUAGCAAGCUGCGAUAUGAGCUACAGACAAACAAGCCCAUGUACAAACUGACUGAUAAGCAUGCAGAUGUGGAACUAUGGAAUCAGUACUAUGACAAGGAAAAGGAAAGGAAUGGCAUGGACCCAUGUUGGUUCACCAAUGCAUGGCUCUAUGUGGAAUGCUUUAUGUAUAGAAGUAUAAAAGAAACGCUGGCAUUAAGUAUGUUUCUGAAGGAUUUUGACCCUUUUGAGGAACAAAAGAGAUCAGCAUUCAUGUCAUCACAAACACCUAUAGUUACCUUAGCAAACCAUCUGCUACAUAUUGUUUCAAGCAAUGAGCACCGUGACGCGGACUUACUAGAGAAAGAUUUUCGGCACAUGGUAGAGCUUUCACUUUGGGGAAACAAAAAUGAUCUCUCCAUAUCCGGCGGCUCUGAAAACUACCAGAAGGCAGAUCCUCUCGAGCAGUUAGAUGAACUGCAGCCGUACAUUCUCGUCGACCAGAUUAAUGACAUGUGGCGCCAUCUGAAGUCGUGCGCCAAUAGGAAAUGCGGCCGAUGCAGGAUCGACAUCAUAUUAGACAAUGCCGGUUUCGAACUGUUUGGCGACCUUUGCUUCGCAGAGUUUCUGCUACGGAUGGGACUCGCAAGCGAGGUGCAUCUACAUGCAAAAGCUAUGCCCUGGUUUGUGUCCGAUACGACUUCCCAGGACUUCUGGUGGACGCUGGAAAUGCUACAAGCGUCGAACAACGGCGAGCUGUCGCGACUCGGCACCAGGUGGCACCAGCAUAUCAAGGACGAGACGUUCUUCCUGAAGCAGGAUGAUUUCUGGACGCUGCCGCACAACUACGCGGAAUUGCGCGCCAUGGCACCACAGCUCUAUCAAGACCUCUCCGCUUCUGACCUCGUCGUGUUUAAGGGCGACCUGAACUACAGGAAGUUAACCGGCGACCUCCAGUGGCCACAUACGACGCCGUUUGUCGACGCACUGCAGGGGUUCCUACCGGCUCCCCUUUGUGUCCUAAGGACGUUGAAGGCCGACUUAGUGGUUGGCCUGCAGGAGGGACAAGACAAGCAAGCUGAGGAGAAGGCGAGUGAUUGGAUGGUCAGUGGCAACUUUGCAGUGGUUCAGUUCUAUGUAGAUAGAGCAUGGGAGCAGUUGUAGUGACUUCACCUCUACCUACAUGCAUGCCAACAUUGGGCAUCUGUAUCUCUUGUGGAUAUCAAGAUAGCUGGCAGGAGAUCUAUUUUAUGGUAACAGACACUACAGCAUUUUAAGGGGAACAGCAAUAAUCAUUUUCAAGGUACCAGCUACUGCUUUAUAAGGGGGACAGCAGUUAGGAAUUCAAAGGUGACCUCCAGUAAGGCGAUUUAAAAGUAACUAGCAGUCACAUAGUGUGAGGUAACAAUUCAGUAUUAUAGUGAGCCGAAGUAAAAGUAGUCUUAAGAUAAACAGCAGUCAGGUAUUUCGAGGCAGUCAAAACACGGUAUUUUCAGGGUAGUUGCACUAAGGGAUUUUAUUUUGAAGCAACCUAAACUUCAAGCAUGUUGCUGGGUAAACUGCAUAAUGGAUAACCGAGGACUUCACUGACUGUCUAACACACUAAAUAGUGUUACUGCAAUCAGGGAUUUUGUGUGAUGUGUAAUGUGCAUAGUUACACCUUUGUGAUGUUACACGUGUUACAAUGACAGGGUAGAGGCGACUAUAAAUAACUGCACCGGUGUAGAGCCUGCAACAUGUAUGGGGGCUGUCUAAAGCUAGCAUUGCUAUUGAUGAUCUAUAGGUGGUUCUGACCUGAGCAGCAUAACUUUUUUUAAAUAUCUUAAAUAUAUUCCUGAGUGGUUUCUAUUUAGAACUAUGUAUCUUCUCUCACGACACAAUCUGCAUAUUGUAAUCAUAUUAUAGGUUUUCCCAUCAUAUCUGUUUGCUAGCUUUUGCGAAUUUUCCUAAAUGAGGCCACAGUGUAUGAUUUUUUCUGCUAGUCAAGUUUACGAUUACAAAAUCAAACAUUACAUCAACACAUCCAAGAGAUUAGUAAUGUAUACGAUUUUUAGAGGUGGACAGGAGACUGGAUAUCUCUGAGCCAUGAAUGUAAUUAGCUAUAGACCUAUAAUGCAAGGGUUAGUAGCUAGAAAAGAGGUGUAUGCAGCUGGUUUGCUUUAAAAUAUGUAUAUAUUAUUGUCUAUUGUGUGAUCACGAUUAAAUGAAUGACAGAUGCGAAAGAAUAAACAAUUUCAACUAAAUUUUACUGUGGAAACUGAAGUAUAGUUCCGAGCUCAUCUAUGUCUUUUGACGUCUAUUUAUUUCGAUAAGCAAAUUUACAUGAUGAUAGUCAAAAUUACAUAUCUGUCUGACUGUGUAUUCAUUUUAUAUUUGUAUGGUCUGCACACAGAUUUACUAUAGGCAAAUUGCUUACAUUUGUAUUUUGGCUUUCUAUUAUGUAUUUGUUAUCUUGAGUCUAUAAUUGUUAUGACAUUUUUAGUUUAUUUAAUAAAUGUAUGCAAAUUUGUA